Messenger RNA from Rhizoctonia solani, 3918 nucleotides. Its product is annotated as Tip elongation aberrant protein Tea4. Gene Ontology annotation, biological process: signal transduction; establishment or maintenance of actin cytoskeleton polarity. Gene Ontology annotation, molecular function: protein binding. The record is from RefSeq and is a predicted model, not a curated record. Gene Ontology annotation, cellular component: cell tip; microtubule cytoskeleton. The transcript has 5 exons. NCBI's taxonomy places the organism in Eukaryota, Fungi, Basidiomycota, Agaricomycetes, Cantharellales, Ceratobasidiaceae. Bases 1 to 3918 code for a protein of 1305 amino acids.
AUGCAAGCACACGGUGGGCAGCCGAGGCGACCUUCUCGCCAGGACACUAUUGACCUCCACCGCGACGACCUUGCGCAUGAGGGGCAAGGAUACCAACACUAUGACGACGGACGCUAUGCAAGCGACGAUGAUUUCCACACGCAGGGGGUUUCAGUAAUGGAAGAUGAAGACGAUCAAGAUGAGUUCAUGGACGAGGAUGACCGCAGCUCUGUGUCUGAAAUCCCGGACCCCUCGAUCGACUUUGACCUCGUGUAUUCACUACAUACAUUUGUCGCAACCGUUGAAGGCCAAGCAAAUGUCUCAAAGGGAGAUAGUCUCUUCCUUAUGGAUGAUAGUAAUAGCUAUUGGUGGCUCGUACGCGUGCUCAAGUCCCAGGAAGUUGGCUACAUCCCUGCUGAAAACAUCGAGACCCCAUACGAGCGUCUUGCACGCCUCAACAAACAUCGCAACGUGGAUCUCGCGAGUGCAACUCAACAAGAGCGCACUGAAGAUACCAAGUCUAUUCGAGAGCGCGACCGUCGCCAGCGCUAUGGUUCAUCUCCUGUUCCUCCCCCUAAAUCCGUUGUCUUUGGAGGUGGCUCCAAUGAGGUUUUCAACUACCCGCCUGCCGUAUGGAAUGAAGAUGAGUACGAGGGCGACGAAUGGGAUGAAGAUGAAGAGGGCGACGAGUACGAGGAAGCCUAUGAGGAUCUCGAAGAUGACUCUGGCGUCCAAGGUCAAUCAUCCAACGGCAAGGUUAAUCCAGCCGACUUUGAUCCCGAUGACGGUAUGUCAUGGGAGGAGGGCGCUGCAGACGAGAGCCGAAAUAGGCAAACAGCCCAGCAACAGCACCAGGGAGACGCAUCUGCUCAGGCAAAAAUAUCUCCUGGCGCUCAACAGGCCCAGCUUGGUCUUGGUUUGGCUUCAACGGUACGACAAGGCUCUCGUGAGCGUCUCGUUUCCGGUCAAUCGCAACAAUCGCAACAGUCACAAGACACCGCUCGCGGCUUCGAUCCCGAGAACAUCACCGAAACCAAACGUGUUACUGCCACCCCUGCCAUUGCUCGGGAUUUAACAUCUCGACAAAACGGCAACGAAAGCAAUACAUCCAUUUCUGGGCUCCAACUUGCUGGACAGGGACAAGCCCAAUCGCAGCAACGUCCGUCCCAGGAGGAAGGCAAGCGAUCCCGCGAAGAGCCUAGUGAUAGUGAGAACGGAGAUAGCUCUCGAAAACGCGGAAAGGAUAACCGCUCGUUCAGUGGUGACCGCAAACUGCGCAAAGAACGUAAUUUGGAUGGGCCUGACACAGACGGAGAAGGUAGCGGAAAGGAGUCCAAGGACAAGAAAAAGAAAGGGGGAGUACUGGCUGGCCUAUUCGGACGAGGGAAAAAGGACAAGAAGGAAAAAGACAACGUACGUCGGGCAAUAUCAUCUCAAGACAGUGAGACAAGUCUUGCGGCUCGCGAGUCGGAUGAUUCUCUCAGCGCACCUUCAAGCUACACACUAUCUCCCCCCGAGACCGGCAACCCCGUUUUCCCGCACCAACGCCGUCCGAACCCUAUGGAUCCCAAGCGAAGUCAGCCCUCAAACGGACCAGGCGCUCAGACCGGUACGCUGCAAGCUUCAGCGCUUCGUAUGCAGCGGGCAGACCAGGAGCAGCAAGCCCGCUUCCAUCAAUCCUUCUCUCGUUCGCCUUCAUCCCCUCCUGACCCAGCGAUGGCGUUCGGUACCCAGAGCGCUGCAACCCAACUCCGCAACCUUCACACUACCACUCACAACGGUCGGCCUGGCUCACUUAUCCUGAUCGAAGGAAACCAGCCCUUGCCCGAACUCAGUGUCCUCCGUGUAUUCGCCGGCGAGCGAGUCGAAAGCGAAGCGACCUUCAAAACCGUACUUGUGAAUGCCGAUACGACGAGCACCAAACUCGUACACCAGGCAAUGCAACGAUUCCGACUCGCUAACGCGGAGGAUCCAUCCGAAUACUACCUUACUGUUAAAUCCUCUGGCGGAGCCGAAGCUAUGCUACACCCCGAUGAGCGUCCUCUGCUUGUAUUCGAGGCCGAACAAGCUCGUGCGCCGACGGUCAAGCGUUCGAGUGUUGGGUCAAUUAACAGUAUUGCUAGCAAUCUGAGCGCUAUGCCUGCGAUUGCCAAGCUAGGCAUGAACGACUUUGCGGACGAUUCGGCGGUCAAGUUUUAUUUGAACCGAAAGCCUUCUCCGAAAUCUGGAGAUGGAUCCCCUGCGCCUCAAGGAAUUGAAGAAGACGUCACCUUACGCGCCGAGGAGAUCGAUGACACAGGCGCGGGUGGAGGCGCGGGUGCUAUAGAUGAUGAUACCGACACAUUACGGGGUUCAGUGUCCUACGGUAACGCAAAUGGGCGGCCGCAUUUGACCGUCGCGCCCGCCUCACAAGGCAGCGUGCCACCCGAAAGAUUCACGUCUCCCAGUGCUCGCUUCUCUGUCCAGGUCGUUAUAUACCCAGAAGACCUCCCAGAAGGAAUGGUUUUCGACCCACACACCGAAGCAAUUGUCCCACGUGGGACCCUUCAGCAUCGGUCCCAAUCCGGGAUCGUCGCCUCUCCUGGUAUUUCGCAGACUCAACGCCGAAAGGUUCUGAACUUCCCGAAGAAUACAACCGUGGCUGAGGUGAUUGAAGCUGGUCUGGAAAGGUUCGGUAUUCUGGAGGGAGUGGUCGAAGGUGGAGACGAUGUCGAAGAAAAAAUGACCAAGCGGAGGAGCCACUCCAGAGUUCGGUACGGACUCGCUGUAUUGAACGAAGGUCACGCGGAACGGGACCUUCUGCCCUCAAGCAAGGUUUUGGACGCAUUCGUCAAGCAACCGAUAAUGCGUGUCAUCGACCGCCGGUCGGCCGACGCAAAACGACGCUCAGCCGAUUCUACAAUGCUACUCGCUGGCGUUGAAGACAUUCAACAAGACGAUCCAGUGUUCAUCCUUCGCAGAGUAGCGGGAGCCCGUAACUCCUAUCGCUCAUCGACUUCGAGGUACUCUGCGCCUCUGGACGAGCUCGCACUGCAACAACUGGCAACGCAACGCGAGUCAGUGUCUGACGCGAGCGUUGUUUCGGACAAGGAGCCUCAACAACAGGCGCCUGCACAUCAAAUGACACCCAAGGAAAUCAUUGCUGCCCAACGGGCGGCAUCUCGAGCUAACCAACGUGCUGUUGUUACGACGCAAGCCAACUCGGAGCGGGGUGUGGAUGUUCUUCUCCCCGAUCGCGCGACGCUCCGAAGUACCCGGGCCCGCACGGACGACCGAAUGCGAUAUUCAUAUGUGCUACCUGAUGGAGAAGCGUAUGAUAUCAGCGAGAUCGUGGAGCGCGAAUUGCGGGGUAACCAGUCACCUUCUGGUACACGCGUGGCCUCGAGUGAAGGGGGAGAUUUACUCGAAGGGGUAAUGGAGACGCCGAGAAAUGUUAUGGAAGAAAAACUAGAUCGUGUCUUGAACAAGAUCCGGGAUGACAAGUCGAAUGGUCGUCUGGGCAUCAAUAUUUCUGCUCAGGCUCGCCAGUCCCCGAGUGGUACGUCUCGCUCAAGUCAUCACCGACACGGCUCAGAUUCCUCACCACGCCUUGGAUCAUCGCCGCACCAAGAUUCGGAUGCGUCGCAUUAUUACAACGGACGUUCGCCAGUCACGCCACCUACGACAGUUGAAGCACGCGGACCGGGACGACCCGUACUCCUACGUGAUAACUUUGGUAUAAGCGAAUUGAUGGCGGUUAUCGAACUCAGCGCUGCUUUGAGGAAGCCCGCGCCUCGGCCUGGCUUAUCACCUAUUGAUGAACUACUGUUUGGACCUAAUUUAACCAUUGGCGAGAUCCACCCCUCGCUGAGGGAUAUCUACGAACCUACUUUCAGAGAAAUGCAAGAUGUGGAUAGGCAACUUGACGAACUCCUGCAUGCAACUUUCCGGGCUUCAUGA